This is a messenger RNA of Monopterus albus (swamp eel), 2078 nucleotides long. It is a transcript of the gene fsd2, whose product is annotated as fibronectin type III and SPRY domain containing 2. The record is from RefSeq and is a predicted model, not a curated record. The transcript is spliced from 13 exons. NCBI's taxonomy places the organism in Eukaryota, Metazoa, Chordata, Actinopteri, Synbranchiformes, Synbranchidae. The coding region runs from base 164 to 1966 and encodes 600 amino acids. Gene Ontology annotation, molecular function: protein binding.
UAUCAAUUUCCUGCAUGGAUGUUUGACAUACCAGUGACAUUUGAGCAGUCCCAGUCCCGUCUAUUUUUGUCAUUGCUGCUGGGUGAACGUUGAACUUUUUAUAGAGUUGGUUUGUCGGACACCACUGUUGGCCUGAAAUGGUUGUUUAGAGCAGACUGGUUUAAUGAAUUAUCCAGUCUCUGUCCCCAUGGACCUGUAUGAGAUCAUAGGAGGCAGACUGGAUGUGAUCGAAGAGGAAGCCGAGCAUCAGGAAUUAAGCAGAGAGUCGACCACCCGUAAAGCGUGUGAGGACAGCCUUACAUCUCCCACUGAGGCAGAAGAUGGACAUGAUAUGAGCACUGAGUGUGAGAUCGUCAUGACCAGGAAUCUGCUGCAAGAGAAGGUUGCUGAGAUGGAGAACUUUGCCAGUCAUCUGGAGGAGAUCUUUCUCACUGUGGAGGAGAAUUUUGGACGUCAGGAGCAGCACUUGGAGCAGCACUACAACGAUGUCCUACAGACACUGUCUCACCAAUAUGAUGACAGGGCAGCUGGACUGGAGGAGGAGAAGAAAAGCAAACUGGAAGCUCUGUACACUCAGCUGCUGACUUGUGGCCGGGCAUUGGAUGCCUCUAAAGACCUCAUUGAGAUGGCUCAGGAGAUCUACCGCUCCCAGGACAAGAGGCUUUUCCUGAAGGCAGUUAUGCCCACCAUUAAAAGAAUCGAGGACUUUGCUAAAGAGGAGACUGAACUCUCACUGUCUACGAGUCUUGAGUUUAACACACCACUUGCUGACCUGUCAGAUGUCAAAACCAUGAUGGACACCAUCAAUGUUGUUCCAGCUCCAUCUGCCCCAGUGAUCAACCCCCAGAUGCCCAACUCUGCCACCCAGACAUCCCUGCGUGUGUGCUGGAGCCUGUUCUCAGAUGACACGGUUGAAUACUACGAGCUGUACUACAGACCGUUGCUGGAGGACACACCAGCAGACAGCAGCAGUGAGCUACAUGUAAGCAAGGUAAAAGUGAAGGAGACCCACUGCACUGUGACAGAUCUGCUGCCCAAUGCUCAGUAUGAGCUUUGGGUGACAGCUACCAACACCACAGGUAUCAGUCCAGCGAGCGAGAAGGCCUUGUACAUGACAGUGCCGUCGCCUCCAGUGAUCAAGCAAAGGGAGUGUACUAGCUGCCCAGAGGCUGCUCUGAUCCGCUGGCAGUCAGGAAACACCAACCCUGUGGACUCUUACACUGUGGAGCUCAGUGAGAUGGACACUGAUGGCACAGAGAGUGGCAUUACUGAGUCUAUAGUAGCCGUGCCUGCCUGUCAGUGUCUAAUCCAGCUGCAGACAGGACGGCGUUACCUCAUCUCUGUGAGAGCAGUCAACAUUGGUGGGUCCAGCAACAGGAGUGAAGUUAUUACUGUCUCCACAACAGGUACAUUCUUCUAUCUCCUGGAGGACACUGCCCAUCCUUGUCUAUCCAUCUCUGAAGAUGGCUUCACCAUAUUUUAUGGAGAUGAGGAGCUGCCAAUUACUGCAAUGGCCUUAGAUGAUAACACCUUUACCAGAUGUGUAGCAGUCCUGGGGGAUUUGAUUCCAGUGCGAAGCAGGCAUUACUGGGAAGUCAAGGUGGAUGACGAGACAGAGUUUAGGAUUGGAGUUGCAUAUCAGGCCACAGAGAGGAACUCAUACCUUGGAGCCAACAAUACCUCCUGGUGUAUGAGGCACAUUCUCACUCCCUCCAGGCAUAAGUACGAGUUUCUGCACAACGGUUGGAGUCCUGACUUGAGGAUUACAGUGAACCCAGUGCGCAUAGGAGUAGCACUGGACUACAGUAGAGGGACACUCUCCUUCUUCAAUGUGGAUCUGGAACAGCAUCUACACACCUUCCACUGUCACUUCCAAAAUUAUGUCCACCCGUGCUUUGGCCUGGACAACCCUGGAGCGCUUACUGUACACAACCGUAUAGAGGCCCCUAAGUAUGCAUUUAUCUGACACCAGCAAUCAUAACUAGUAUCACAAAAUAAAACCCUAAGGUUGUUAGGGAGUGAAAUAACUUGCUAUCAAUUGUUACCUAAGUUCUGGGUCACAGUCCCAAUAAAGAAAA